Molecule: messenger RNA, 1593 nt
Organism: Paramecium octaurelia
Lineage: Eukaryota; Ciliophora; Oligohymenophorea; Peniculida; Parameciidae
Source: the annotation of a GenBank genome assembly
AAAAAUUCAAACACUUUUUUAAAUCAACAAAGAGUCGAAGUUUAUGUCCUUAUCCUUGAAAUGCAUCUAGAGAUUUGGUUCUUAUCCCUUACCCAGAAAGAUUGGUGUUUUAGGCUACGGUGCCAUUGGGAGUGCAUUUAUUGAAGUUCUUUUGAAGAAUCACCCAAGUACUAAAUUGUUCUUUAUUCCUAGAUGCCCAAAUAGUUGCUCUUGAUAAAUAUGAUGCCUUUAGACCAAAAGAGAAUCGUUUCGAAUGCAUAAUAGAAGAGAGAACCAAAGAAAAUAUAGGUGACACACUUUCAAGGAUGGGGUAAGGUAUUCUUCAAUAUCUAGAUUGCAAAGCGGAGAUAUUUUAGUGGAUUUGUCAACAAACAUUGAAUUCCUAUCGAUAUGGUCACUAUGCGCAGAGAAAAAGAUAAGAUAUAUGAACACAGCCUUGGAGCAAUGGGAAGAUAGCGAGGAUGCCAAUUCCUGUCCUAAAAAUAGCGAGGAAGCAUACAAGCUCACAUUGGGAUACAUCAAAGACAAGGCCAAACAAUCUAAGUAUUGGAAUCCAAAGAGUGGUGCUACAAGUAUACUUGAAAUGGGAUUCAACCCUGGCGUUGUUUCACAUUGUGUAAAGAGAGGAUUAGAAGAUUGUGCAAAGCAUUACUUGAAGCACGACGAUCAGUUCAAAGACGUGAACAAAUAAUUGUUGAAGAAAUAUUUGGAAGCUAGAAAUCAUUCUAAACUAGCCCAGGUGUUGGGUGUUCACACAAUACAUUGUUCAGAAUAUGACAAUCAAAUGAUGAAGGAUAUUCCAAAAGACAUCAAUACUAAGUUUUACAACACAUGGUCCUGUAGAGGAUUCUUGACUGAAGGACUUGUGCCAAUUCAAGUGGCCAGAGGCAGUCACGAGGACCCCCACAUUGAAUCCAUGUAUACAAUCAGAGAUGGAAAAACCAUCGUAUCAACUAAACCUUCAGUUCAAACCUAUGCUAAGAGCUGGCUUCCCAAUCAAGACAUCACUGGAGUAUUGAUACCUCAUGGAGAGGCUUACAGUAUCUAAGACUAUUUGGCUGACCCUGAAACUGGGUAUGCCCCAUCUUAGUACUACGUGUAUGAUUACAAUCCCUUGGCCAAGAAAUUUAUAGCAGGUCUUCCAAAGGAUGCCGACAUCAACAACACUCACCCUGAAAUGGAAGUCAUUCACCCAAUCAAUCAUCCAACCUUAAGAGGAGUUGACAAGGUUGGUGCCAUGAUCAUUAUGAAUAACAACAGAGGCUGGUGGACUGGCAGCAUUAUGGAUGAGGUCGAUAGUUCGAUGUUAUUUAAUGGAAGAUUUGGACCCACUGUAUUAUAAGUUGUGGGAGGAGUUUAUGCAGGAUUCUUAUGGAGUUGUAUCAAUCCAAAUAUUGGAUCACAUUUCCCAGAGAGUAUUGACACUGAUUUCCUUUUGAGCAUUGUAAAUUAUUAUCAUAACAAUUAGGGAUAAGCGACCAUGGGCAGAUUUGUUUCAGUUAACGUGAAUUUGACUAAGACAUCCAUUAAAGAUUGUCAUAAGUUGCAGAGCUUCAUUUGUGAUAAGCAAUGAUUAUUUAAUAAAUAUGAUUC